AUUAACAUUUGAGGAGGAAAGAUAGGUUAGGUUAGCUAAUUCAACAAUGGUGGUGUCUGUGAUGAUGCUGAAGUGAGAAAUCUUCUCUUCUUCUACACACAAUUCAGAUGAAUCGGUAGAGUUUGAUCUGUUUGAGGAAUUUAGGGCAAGUUCAAUUUAAUGGUGUUAUUAUAUUCAAAGACACCUGCUUUAGAACAAAGUCUUGAAAUCAGCCCAGGUUUGAAUCUCACUUCCCUUGCAAUAUACUCCACCAUCUCCAUCUUCCCCCACCAAAAUCCUCCAUUUGAUCACCACCAUCCACCCUCCAUUCCAUUUUCUUGCAAUCAAUUUUCAUUUGAACUCCGCAACGACCAUUUUGUUUGCAAAGCUCAACUUUAUUCGAUCCGAUCAGGUCCCCAAUCUGAAAUAAAUCAUAACCAAUUCUCCUGCAAUUUCUCAAAAUCUUGGGGUCACCUGAAGCAGGCAACCGGAUUAGAUGGUGGAGAUGUCGACGCCCGCAUCGGGGCAACCGUGCUCGCCGCCGUCUGCCACCAAUCAGCAGCCCCGCCGUGGGAUCCCUUCCGCCGCCAAUGUUUUCUCCACGCACAAUACUUUCUUGACCGCCUUUUUUCUGGCUUUCUUCUUCACCCUGUUUUACUGGCAGAGGGACGCCGCCCUUGGGGGGAUGAUGAUCUUCCGGCGGGCAUUCUCGUUGCAGAAGCUUCCGAAGUUGCGGCCGGUAACGUUUAACUUGACGGAGUUUGGAGGUGUGGGCGACGGUGUCACUCUCAACACAGUGGCGUUUGAGAAGGCGGUGAUGGCGAUUUCGAAGCUUGGGAAAAGGGGUGGAGGGCAGCUUAAUGUGCCGCCGGGAAAUUGGCUCACUGCACCAUUUAAUCUCACCAGUCAUAUGACUCUCUUCCUCGCAGAAGGAGCUGUCAUUCUCGCCAUUGAUGAUGAAAAUUAUUGGCCUCUCAUGCCUCCAUUACCUUCUUACGGACAUGGAAGAGAGCAUGCCGGACCAAGAUAUGGAAGUUUAAUCCAUGGACAACACCUCGAAGAUGUUGUAAUUACAGGGCAUAAUGGCACCAUUGAUGGACAGGGUAAAGCAUGGUGGACGAAAUAUCGGCAGAAGCUUCUUAAUUACACAAGAGGUCCACUUGUGCAAAUUAUGUGGUCUAAAGACAUCGUGAUUUCUAACGUAACUUUGCGCAAUUCGCCUUUCUGGACUCUUCAUCCAUAUGACUGCAAGAAUGUGACCAUAAAAGAUUCGACCAUCCUAGCACCCGUCUUCCAUGCUCCGAAUACCGAUGGCAUAGAUCCCGAUUCCUGUGAAGACAUGGUGAUCAAGGACUGUUACAUUAGCGUCGGAGACGACGGGAUCGCGAUAAAAAGUGGUUGGGAUCAGUACGGAGUCGCCUACGCGAAGCCAUCGAAGAACAUACUCAUUCAAAACCUCAUCGUUCGCUCGAAUGUCAGCGCGGGAAUCUCGAUAGGCAGCGAAAUGUCGGGCGGCGUAUCCAACGUCACCAUACAAAAUGUCCACAUAUGGAAUUCGAGGCGCGGAGUUCGAAUCAAGACAGCUCCCGGAAGAGGAGGAUACGUGCGCGACAUCACAUAUAAAAACAUCACAUUCGACAAACUCCGCGUCGGCAUUGUCAUAAAAACUGACUACAACGAGCAUCCCGACAGAGGAUACGACCCCAACGCGUUUCCAAUACUCGAGAACAUCGCCUACACGUCGAUACACGGCGAGGAAGUUCGCGUGCCUGUCCGCAUUCAGGGCACUUCAGACAUCCCUGUAAGAAACGUCACCUUCCACGACAUGUCGGUUGGAAUAACGAAUAAGAAGAAGCACAUAUUCCAGUGCGCGUACGUUCAAGGUCGUGUUGUAGGAACCGUUUUCCCGGCGCCCUGCGACAACCUUGACCUGUACGACGAGCAACGGAACCUGGUAAGGACCUCGACAUCCCAGAAUAGCUCCGACAUCGAUUAUGACGUCUGAAGUGAAUGAAACGUGCCGAUUGAAGUGAGAAUUUUCCCGAAAAUGGAUUUACCUGUGUAUUUGUAACGGUUGGGAAGGGAAACAGGGCACUGUAAGAACAGUUGCCUGUCGAUGUUUACUAAGUUGUAGUAUCUGUUGAAGCUUAAUUGCUGUGUAUAUAUUAUAAGUAUGAUACAGAGUUUUAUCAUACAGAUUUACAGAUGCUGCAAUUUAAUUCUCAAUUUUUGGAAAUGCAUAUAUCUUGAUUUAGA
Messenger RNA from Andrographis paniculata, 2235 nucleotides. Its product is annotated as probable polygalacturonase. Gene Ontology annotation, molecular function: polygalacturonase activity. The record is from RefSeq and is a predicted model, not a curated record. Gene Ontology annotation, biological process: carbohydrate metabolic process. The transcript has 5 exons. The coding region runs from base 476 to 1984 and encodes 502 amino acids. NCBI's taxonomy places the organism in Eukaryota, Viridiplantae, Streptophyta, Magnoliopsida, Lamiales, Acanthaceae.